UGGGCGUCUAAAACCAAAAUUAAUUCUGGUUGUGUUUCUGAUUUUAAGAAAGAGAAAUAGCUCUGAUAUAGCUAUUUCUGUCAUCUAUUGUUGUCGCCUCCGCCAUCCAUCUAUGGUCUGAUAUAGCUCUCCCCUCCGCCAUCUAUUGUUGUCGCCGUCAAGUCGCCGGGAUCCAUGUCAGGGUUCAAACAUUGUUGAGGUUGAUCUGUAUAAGCUUCAGUGAAAGAUGCAGUUCUUUGGAGGAUCAGAGAUCAGCCCGUCGCCUCCUCUCCCAACAGCAUCAGGGAACAAUGCCCACAUGUUGUAUGUGUUCAAUAGAAACGGGGUAUGUCUACUUUACAGGGAAUGGAAUCGCCCCCUUAAGACACUAAACGCUCAGCAGGACCAUAAACUCAUGUUUGGUCUACUCUUCUCUCUCAAAUCAUUAACAGCCAAGAUGGAUCCUACGAGCAUUGAUAAAGGGAAUCUUGGAGUUCCACAAUUACCUGGACAAGGGUGUUCCUUUCAUAGUUUUCGUACAAAUACUUACAAACUGAGUUUCAUGGAGAGUCCAUCUGGAAUAAAGAUAAUCCUCGUCACACAUCCAAGGACUGGUGAUUUAAGGGACUCAUUGAAGUAUAUUUACAACUUGUAUGUUGAAUAUGUUGUGAAGAAUCCGCUUUAUUCUCCUGGAAGCCCUAUUAAAUCUGAGCUAUUUAACAGUACUCUAGAUCAGUAUGUCAGAGGCAUCGGAUGAUAUAUCAAAAUUUUGCAACCGGACUCAAGAUGAUCUGUCAGUUUAUCACACUCUACAUUCAUUUCUAUCAGAAAUAUUUUUGUUUCGAAGGACAACAAAGGUUUCGUUUGUUAUUUGAUUGUGAACUCUGAUUUGGCCCCAUGUAAUCUCUUGUGACAUUGCUAAUAUGGUUUGCUGCUCCCCUUUGGUAUAAAACGCUGACGGUGAAUAUUCAAGCUAAUGUAAUACUACUAUCCUUUUUACACAGUACAGCUAAUGUAAUAUUCAAGCUGACGGUUAAUCCUUUUUACCUGUCAUCAUGUACAUUCACAGUGGAUGUUGACAUCUUUUAUUCAAGUUUUUUUAAAAGAUCUUCUAUUCCAGUUUUAUUCAUUUGAUUGGUUCAUUGUAACCGUAACAACCUUACAAGGAGGUCUAUAAAAACCUUACAAGUUACAAUUUAC
Molecule: messenger RNA, 1179 nt
Organism: Cuscuta europaea
Lineage: Eukaryota; Viridiplantae; Streptophyta; Magnoliopsida; Solanales; Convolvulaceae
Source: the annotation of a GenBank genome assembly